AAACACAGCUGCCAAAAAGCCCUCGCAUUGCCACAGGAGACACCCCAUAUACGGAGCAAACACAAGAGCAAAUUGAAUAUGCUUAAACUACUGGAUUGCCAGAAUCAGUCAGUCAUUAGAUUAGAGCUGAUGGGAAACAGCUUUGCGAGUAAGUAGACUUUGAUAAAUUGAAGUUGAACAAGGCUGUGUGUGGAAGAGAGACAUUUAUUUCCUCAUCUCCUAUAAGCCUGACAGCUAGACUGAUUGGAAAUGUCUUCACCACUCUUGCUGAUUCACAGCCAAUCCGGUUCGGUUAUUUAUUUGUAGUGAAACUUUAUAUUAGGAGGAGAUAUUUUUUUCUUUCCGAUUUUCAGAGGAAGAAGGCAGGGCCAAGCCUUCCCUCUGCUCCAACUACAGAGAAAGUCACACCAUCAGCCUCCCUCUUUCUGUACACGGACCACCCUCCACUGUUCUCCUAGUGGACGGUGUUUGCCCGUGCCGUAGCAGGCCUUCAUUCUAAAUGAAAGCAAAGACAGACGGAGAGUGAGAGGAGGAGAAUGGAGAGCAUGAACCUGCGUAUGAAUCAAAACUGAGACACCAAGGCUGGGUAUAAUACCUGCAAUUUCUGGACUGAACUCAUUGACACAGAUCUUAAGCUACUUGGUGGUAAAGAGAGAAGGAACCAUGGGGUCUGGAUCAUGGAGCGUAUUUAUCCUUGUUGGUCUGUCGUUUUGUGGCAACAGCCAAGCCCUCACAAAGAGCCCCAUCCUGUCCCGGAUACGAAGGGCUCCAGAGGCCAAUGGGGAAAGCAAGAAGUGCUCCUACACCUUCCUGGUUCCUGAGCAGAAGAUCACAGGACCCAUAUGUGCCGCCCGCGGUUACUCUACCGACAAGGAUCGAGUGACACGCCUGGAUGUGGCUGGAGUGCGGGACCUCCUGUCGAAGCAGCGUAGGGAGACGGAAACUUUGAAGCUGGUGGUGGAUGUGGACGGCAACUUAGUGAAUGAAAUGAAGCUGUUGAGGAAAGAGAGCAGGAACAUGAACUCCAGAGUGACCCAGCUGUACAUGCAGCUGCUUCACGAGAUCAUCAGGAAGAGGGACAACUCGCUGGAGCUGGCGCAGCUGGAGACGCGCAUCCUCAAUGCCACCUCAGAGUCACUGCGUCUGGCAUCCCGGUACAAAGAGCUGGAGUCCAAAUACGCAGCCCUGUCUGCUGUAGUGAACAACCAGUCAGUGCUGAUUGGGGCACUUGAGGAGCAAUGCAUGCAGGUGUACAGCCGCAGGCAUGACCAGACACCCUUGGGACCUCCACUUGUGCAGGUGGUGCCUGAGAACAUUCCUGUUAGUGUGCCACGUUUCACCAAUGAGAUCCAGAGGGACAACAACCGAGGCUUUGCCCGAGAAAGGGGCUCUCGCUCUGGGCUGUCACCCACGGGCGGCACCCUGGAAGUUCAGAAACCUCCACCUAGAAACUUCAGUGCUGAAGGUCCUUUCAGAGACUGUCUCGACGCGCAGGAAGCUGGCCACAGCACCAGCGGCAUGUACCUGAUCAGACCAGACGAAGCAGAAAGGCCAGUGCAGGCUUGGUGUGAACAGGACAUCGACAACGGCGGCUGGACCGUUAUCCAGAGCAGGCGAGACGGAUCCAUUAACUUCUUCAGGAACUGGGAUAGCUACAAGAGCGGCUUUGGCAACAUAGACGGGGAAUACUGGCUCGGCCUGGAGGGCAUCUACAACCUGGGGAGGCAGGGGGACUACAAGCUGCUUGUGGAGCUGGAGGACUGGAUGGACAAGAAGGUGUACGCUCAGUACAGCAGCUUCCAUCUAGAGCCUGAGAGCGAGGGAUACCGUCUGCGACUGGGCACCUACCAGGGCAACGCCGGGGACUCCAUGAGCAGCGACAACGGCAAACAGUUCACUACUCUGGAUCGAGACAAGGACGCCUACUCAGGUAACUGUGCCCAUUUCCAUAAAGGAGGCUGGUGGUACAACGCUUGCGGUCAAGCUAAUCUGAACGGUGUCUGGUACACCGGAGGCGUUUACCGCAGCAAAUUCCAAGAUGGGAUUUUCUGGGCCGACUAUGGUGGAGGCUUCUACUCUAUGAAGGCUGUCCGUAUGCUGAUCAGGCCCAUAGACUGAGGAGAUAUUUUAAGCAAGGCUGAACCAGUGGCAACUGUGGAGGCCAGGGAGAAACAUUGUGACUGGAUAAGUCAUCAGCAACUGGUUCUUCGUUGAUAAAAGAACUUCCCCAAUGGAGGCAACCAAUCAUCAGUAGUGACUUGAACUGCCUUCUGUUACAGACAUGGACUGUUCACUUUAUAUGGUAAUAGAUGCACAAAAAGAGGGAUUUAGGGGGCAUUCCUAUUUAUAGUAAGCCAUACUGCUACUUUUAUCAACAAAUAUGUUGGUGCAGGCAAAUUAAGUAUAAUUUCAGAAGAUGUACAGCCAGAUCAUGCAAUCUGUCUAUAUGUUUAUGAGACUGCAGUGUUUUCCUCAUUACUGGGUCACCCAGAGGAGACGAGGUGCCACGUCCUUACAGAACCUUCAUAUUGAUUUCAUUCAUAAGCUUUAGCCUCACAGGAUCUAAAAGCAGCUUUUCCUACCUUGCCAAGAUAAACAUGUGGAGGGAACACUCAUACAUGGUAUAUAACUUAUAUAGCUGGAAAAUACAUCUUGUUAAUACAGAUAUUUAUACUCUGUAUCCACAUCCAAAUCUAAAAAAGGCCAGCACCUUAAAGAGAUUGAGAAGGAAUGUGGUUUAAAUACAUAUUUUUAUAUACACUAGAUUACAAAAACAGCCUGGUUUAACAACAUUAAUACUCUAUGUUAAACUACUUUGUCCAAGUGCAGAUGACCAGAAAUGAUAAUUUAUGUGUACAAUUAACUUAUCAUAACAGGUAAAAGGGCCAGGUGUCCUGAGGGAACAGUAAAUGAUCCUAUAGAGAAAAUAACAAAUGUCCUAACUGUAUAAAUGACAAUCAUUCCUAAAGUGAGCUUGCACGUAUGGAAAUUGCUGUUAUGUGUUUUUCUCAUUUGGCUGUUGAUGUAAUUUCAGUAUGAUUCUGGGAAAAAUUAUCAUUGUUAAUGGAAAAAAACGAAAAAUGGAAUAGCAUUUUGUUGACGAGUUGUUUUUGAGCAUGAAAAAUAUGCCAACCAAGCGUGUUGAAAGUUAGGCAAUGGGACAGACAACGAGAAACACAUUGCUGAAAACCAGACACGAUGAAAAAAGAAAAAGAGAGCAGGGAGGGGAUGAACUGGGAUGGAAUCAGUCCAAAUUUCCGAGUUAUAUUCCCCCACUCUUCCUUAUAAAUACAGAGACAUUUACAUUCUUUCCACACAAAAGUGCUUGAGUUGUAUGUUUUCGUAAAAUAUCUUUUAAAGUCAGUGGGCCUACACUCUGUAAUCACCGGUAUGGAAGGAAAGCGGCAUCCUUUUAGGGGAGCCAUCCCAGAGGAGAGGGGAGCUGGGGGUUUAUUUUCCUUUUUUUGAACAGUUGGGUCUGCUUUGAACAACGGAGCUGCAUUGCCUUUGGUGUCUCAGACAAAAAUAGAAACCUCAUAUUGUGAGUGUUUCUUCUUAGUGACCACAAUAGCCCUCACACCCAUCUCUUCAAAAAACUUUUAUAAAGCAACAAAACGCCAAGAAACGAGAACGGUCACAGCCAGCUGGACAUGGAAACAUGUUUAUGAACAUGUAAAAAAACGAUGUUGAAUAAAAAAAGGUUUUAUAUGUUAAAAUGUGCAGCAAUAAAAGCUGAAACCAAUGAGUCACUAUAUGACUCCACUUAACAAUAUAACAAUAACAGUUGUAGCAUAGAACUUUAGCGUCACUUGAAGGGACAUUCUUCCUCAUUUGGAUUCAGAAGAACUCUUCUCAUGUGACAUGCUGAUUCAUACUGUUAACCAAGUCAUACUUAGCUCUUGAUUUGGUCAUUUGUAAUCUUUGUUCAGAUUUCCUGCCCCUUUCAAACUUAUCUUGUGAGAGUCAUGCAGAUAACAUUUUUGUUUUUUUAGCGGUUGCAGAAGGAAAAUGUAUUGCAUGUCUGGAUCAAUUUAAUUCUGGCCCUCAACCUGAACUACAAAACUCUUUUUCACUGUGUAUUUUUAUUGGUCCACCAAACAAAGCACAAUGUCAUCAGAUCAGUCAAAACGUUUAAAAAAGUUUUCUUGAGACUCAGGCUUGAAUAGAUGAAUAUAGAGCCAGCAGGUGGUUAGCCAACGUUAGCAUAAAGACUGCAGCAGAC
This is a messenger RNA of Notothenia coriiceps (black rockcod), 4222 nucleotides long. Its product is annotated as angiopoietin-related protein 1-like. Lineage: Eukaryota; Metazoa; Chordata; Actinopteri; Perciformes; Nototheniidae. The record is from RefSeq and is a predicted model, not a curated record. The coding region runs from base 664 to 2118 and encodes 484 amino acids. Gene Ontology annotation, biological process: blood coagulation. The transcript is spliced from 5 exons.